Fonsecaea erecta is the source of this 249-nucleotide messenger RNA. RefSeq lists its product as hypothetical. Bases 1 to 249 code for a protein of 82 amino acids. The record is from RefSeq and is a predicted model, not a curated record. NCBI's taxonomy places the organism in Eukaryota, Fungi, Ascomycota, Eurotiomycetes, Chaetothyriales, Herpotrichiellaceae. Gene Ontology annotation, cellular component: endoplasmic reticulum. The transcript has 3 exons.
AUGGCCCAGACUCCCGCACAGCGCCGCGCCAACGAGAAGCACGCCAAGGGCGUCGAGAAGCGCAUGGGCAAACCCGAGGCAGCGUACAAGAAGAAAGAAACCAAGAAGUCGCCCGUGGGCGUCGCAGCUGUUGUGCUCCUGAUUUUCGUCGUCGUCGCCCCCCUGCUCAUCGAACAACUAAAGCUGAUCCCUUAUCUCUGGGGUCUCCUGCUGGAUCUGCUGGCCAAGAUUGGGCUGGUAUCGAAAUAG